This is a messenger RNA of Drosophila biarmipes, 1364 nucleotides long. RefSeq lists its product as uncharacterized. The record is from RefSeq and is a predicted model, not a curated record. Bases 296 to 532 code for a protein of 78 amino acids. The transcript has 2 exons. Lineage: Eukaryota; Metazoa; Arthropoda; Insecta; Diptera; Drosophilidae.
AGGUCCCCGGCACCCCUGAUACCCGGAGAAACAGGGUAGUUUUCCACCGACCCACGGAGUCUUCCGCCGUUCUGGCCCAAAGGCGAGCUGGACACCCUGUGCGCGGUUUAUCAACGCGGUGAAAGACGGGCGGGCAGCGCACUUAAGAAGAGCUACCCCAAACUCGCACAAACUCAGUUAACUGCCGUCACUGGAGCAGGCCACUUGGUUAGCCCCACCUUGCUCCUCGCGCCCUCCGGAGACAGAUACGCACACCCGUGCACCCGUACACCCGUACACCCAGAGCAGAGAUACGAUGUCGCUGCAGCAGCUGCUCCUGUACUCGCUGUUCCUCUGGGCCGCGAUCGUGCUCUGCGCCCCCACGCCCAGCGAGUCGCGUCGCGUGAUCUUCCUGAAGCCGAACGGCAUCCACCGUGGCCAGAUCCUGGCCACCCACGGCAUGCAGAAGUCCUGCCCCCAGUGCCACAUGAUCGACCACCGGGGCAACUGCCGGCGCAUCAUAGCCUACAACGCAGAUGGCGUGCGCUGCUGAAGCGGCCGAAGUGAGCCCCCCGAACGAAUCUCGCCCCCUCCACACAACCCUAUUUAUUUAUCCCAUCUACGCGCUCGCACCACCCACCGGAACAAUAAACCACCAGGCCACUGGUCCAAUCGAGGUGUUUAUAUUCUUAUCACUUAAAUGUGCCUUACGCGGGGGACUUCUACGCCUCGGCCCUCGAGUGGAGUCGGAAAUACUUGAUUUAGCCAUUAUAAUGCCGACUUGGCGCAAAAGCCCCAGCCAGCCGGGGGCCACCUGCCAGUGCCCCGUCGCCCCGUCGCCCCACCUGCAACAGGUGCUGGCCCGAGCCUCCUUGGCCGCAGCUUGUGCCGCCUUAUCGGGCCCACUGCUUGGUGUAUCGUCACUUGCCCGUGCAUUGCGGCCACCGCCUUUGACAGUCCGAGCAAUCCAUUUUAGCCGAUAUCGUGUUAAUAACCCUAAUUAUUCGGGUUCCAAACUUGCCAGUCAGGCCACUCAGUAGUUGGAACGUUAGUCUAAGGCCUUUUAGUGAGUAAAAAUCAAUGUUACUUCCGGUUUAUUUCUAUUUUGUAUGAUGAGCGAAGAAUCGAUCCAGUAAUGCUUACAAAAAAUGAUAUGAUACAAAUUUAGCUUUUAAUAACCCAAAAAAUCAAUGCAAGUUUCAGUUUAUUUAUGUUUAAUAUGAUAAGCGUGGAAGUUAAAGUCCAAUAAAUGUUUUUUGAAGUGGCGUUGCAGUUAUUUUUUAGCACUUGAAUCAGCAAUUUAAGAAAGCUUUAAUCAAUGUUAUUUGCACUGUAUUUAUAUUUAAUGUGGUAAAUCUAAAAUUAAUAAAAAAAUAAGCACAGCA